GCCCUACAUAAGGUCAAAAUGGCGGAGAAUAACAUGUGCAUUUGUUAUGGUUUGGCUAUUUCGCCCUGAGAGCGUUAUAUGAAACGGUUGAAGGAAAAUGUACUCUAGAGUACCACCGCCAACCAAAGAUGAUUUAAGAUGUGAUGUUUUCAACAAUGCUAGUGAAGAUAAUGGGCCGAAAGCGAACAACGGUGACGAUAAAGUCUCUGCGCCUGAAGUAAACAAGAAAAAUCAUGACACAUCUGAUUCAACUGAAAGACCAAAAAAUAUUUCACAGCAAGCAUGGGAGAAAUUUCAAGCUCUGCGCAAAAGAAGAGAAGAUAUGUCAAGAAAAUCAACGGAAAAACGUAUCAGGGAUUUGCAAAAGAACGUCUUACAAAAAGUGUCAGCAGAGAUCCAACAUCCCGAAGACAUAAACAUAAUGAGAAAGCACAAUGUUAGGAUACCAGGCAGACCAAACCAAGAAACUGGGAACACUGAGAAGAAAAAAAGAAAGCAUUCAAGUACAGAAGAAUAUCAAAUUCUAGGGAGAACUGCAAGUUGCAGUGAACAAGAAGAGUGGCAAAAUAUCAAGCAAUAUCUGGGAGCCAGUGAUCACUUGAAGGGAACAGAUCUAGGCAAACACGCGCCAAAGACAAAACUGGAAGACAUUGAUUUGUGCGUGAAACAAGGAGACUUUGAAACUGCAGAGAAACUAAGUGAUAAAUUAGCCAACAGGGAGUUUGGAAAGAAGAUAGCAGAUGCAAUAGAUGCUAAGAAGUUUGUAGAGGCCAAAAAGGAAGGAGAGGAAUCGGCUGUGUCCAGGAAGAAAAAGAAGCUUCACUGGGUUUUUCAACCCAAACAAAAGUGGGAGACAAAAUCAAAUAUGUGACAUAUGUCUUUGGUGUGGUAAGUGGAUGGAUUCCAGUGCCACUUUUAACCAGCAGAACAUUCAGGCUUCCAUUUUAGAAUAUCUAAAUUUAAAGAUGUCACUGCUCAGUUUUGCAUGUGUCUAAUGCAUACUAGUUGCAAAAGUCACAGAGGAAAUGUUGUAUGGUUGAACUUGAAAAUUGAACAAUUUUGAAAUGUUAUUUUAAGCAAAAGUGAAUAAAUUGACUUGGAACAUGAUGGAUGUAAAUUUAAUUAACUUAUUGAGGAAUGUUAAUGUCUUUAUAUGAUUUAAAAGACUAUAUUCAUAACAACUUAACAAGAGAAAGAAAAUAAAUUUAUUUAUUUAA
Molecule: messenger RNA, 1217 nt
Organism: Lingula anatina
Lineage: Eukaryota; Metazoa; Brachiopoda; Lingulata; Lingulida; Lingulidae
Source: RefSeq, a predicted model, not a curated record